Molecule: messenger RNA, 742 nt
Organism: Cucurbita maxima (winter squash)
Lineage: Eukaryota; Viridiplantae; Streptophyta; Magnoliopsida; Cucurbitales; Cucurbitaceae
Product: 17.5 kDa class I heat shock protein-like
Exons: 1
Coding region: 184-666 (160 amino acids)
Biological process (GO): protein folding; response to salt stress; response to hydrogen peroxide
Source: RefSeq, a predicted model, not a curated record
GAAAAUUUCCAGAGAAAACCAGAAUGUUCACCAAAUCACUAUAAAUUCUCAGCUCUUUCCCAAUCUUCGCCAAUCAGAAACUUCAAACUAAAGAUUCUCUAAUACUAUUCGUUUGUAUUCAAUCGAAGCUCUUCCAACUCUCAAUUACAGUCACCCGUUCAAGUAUACCUCAGAACUCGGGAGAUGUCGAUGAUUCCAAGCUUUUUCGGUGGCCGACGGAGCAACAUUUACGAUCCUUUUGCCACUUUCGAUCUCUCAGAUCCAUUCGAUUUUCAUUUUCCUUCUUCAAUUUUAACUCAAGUUCCUGAAAUUUCUCGAGAAACUUCGGCUCUGAUGAACACUCAUGUUGACUGGAAGGAGACGCCAGAGGCUCAUGUAAUGAAAGCCGAUCUGCCUGGAUUGAAGAAAGGGGAAGUGAAAGUGGAGAUUGAAGACGGUAAAGUACUUCAGAUCAGCGGCGAAAGGAGAGUAGAGAAAGAGAACAAGAACGAGACCUGGCAUCGGAUUGAGCGUAGCUGUGGAACGUUCCAGAGAAGAUUCAGGCUGCCGGAGGAUGCAAAAAUGGAGGGGAUUAGGGCAUCCAUGGAGAACGGAGUUCUCACUGUGACUGUUCCGAAGGCGGCAGAAAAGAAAACGGAUGUGAAGUACGUUGAAAUUUCUGGCUGAAUGAUUGAACAUUUGGAUUUGAAUGUGAAAAAUUGUCAAAAAUUAUUUAAUAAAUAACCAAAUUUAGACCAUUAUC